Molecule: messenger RNA, 3603 nt
Organism: Ambispora gerdemannii
Lineage: Eukaryota; Fungi; Glomeromycota; Glomeromycetes; Archaeosporales; Ambisporaceae
Source: the annotation of a GenBank genome assembly
AUGGCUGAAGGCCCACAAAUACAGCAGCAGCUACAGCAUGAACCAUCGCAUGAGCCACAAGAAUGGAUAGAUUUACGAAGUGUAGUCGCAGACACUAUUACAAGAUCCUAUGUCAAUUUAGGACAAACUAAUCGUCAAGAGUUUAGUAAGCUGUAUGCUACCGUACAGUUCGCUAAAGAUGCGGAAAUUAUGAGAAAAUGCCAGGAAUAUCACAAAUCCUUGCAAGGAGAAAAAGUAUACAAAGAUAAGCUUGUACAUGAUUGGGGUUUUUACGCGAGCUGGAUUCAUAAUUCAAAUGCAAAGAACCCCGAUCUUCACACAGCUAUAGAUGUACUUACAAGUGGUACCUAUCAAAGAUUUCCUACUGUCAUAAAGCAAAAAUUAGUCAGAGAGCGUCUGACCGAUGAACAAGUCAAAGAGACUCUGGAAAAACAAAAUUAUGAACUGCAAAUGUGGUUGUCGUUAUAUGAAGUAGUGCCUCCUGCUUUUGCAAAUCAUAAAGUCUACGAUGGCCGUGUUAUGUUUCGUGUUGAAAAUGAGUUUGAGAUUUCUUUAACACGUUGUUUCUACAAACAAAGAACCCCACAACAAAAACUCAAAGAACAACAAGAAAAAGAGCGCAAAAUACAACAAGAGGUGGAAUUCAAACGAAGACUCGACGAUCCUGAAGAUCUUACGGCACAAUCUGAUUUUCAGGCGUAUCUACAGGAAAAGAAAAAAGACCCGCGCAAAGUGCCGGUGAUAAAUGAUAAAUGGGAGGUGGUGGAUCUCAAGUUCUAUGUGCAUAGUAAACCGGACAAAUGGCUUGCACAGACUCCGAUGGGAUUAGGCCAAAAAUUUUUAGACUGGGCCAUACUUCGCUCAAAUCAGAUUUUAACCCCAACAACACCGUUAAAAGAAAUACCAGAGAAAAUACCAAAAAACAAAGCAAAAGAAGCACAGUCGUAUCUGCCUAAUUAUAUGCGAAGGCAAGACACAAAACCGGCUGAAUGGUGGGAGAAAGCGUCGACUGCGCCGUUUUUGCCACUUGUCACUUUGCAUGAUUUUUUGCAUGAAACGUGUCUUGUGCAUCAACUUCAUGUUAUGAAGACGCAGCUUAUACAUCUACAGGCAGGAAGAUGGAUAAAUAAUAUACAGAUGGAAUUUGACGAGACAAACCCUAGUUCUAUUAAAAUAUACUAUUGGCGAUGGAAGCAUUUUGCUAUGAAAGGCGACAGAAGCGUAAAAGGGAUAAACUCUGCUAUUCAAAAUGAGAAGAAAGCACUCGAGACCUAUAAAAAGUUUCACGAAAAGGGAAGAGCACCACAAAUUCAAGAUCCGCCUCAACCAUCAACUUCAGACUGGAUCGAAAUUACUAUGAUAGACGAUUACUCUGAAGAAUCGUGUAUAAAUUUUCAUAAAAACAGAUUAUCUAAAACGAACUACGCGAUGGAAACUUCACGAAUCAAAUUUGGCGGCGUCAGGAAUCAUCAAGGGCUCGUUUACCCGACUCGACGAUUCCAAGUGAAGUGGAGUGGAUUUCCUAAAUCCAAGGAAAAAAACUCGACACGAAUCAUUCCAUGGAAAUUUGAUUCAACAAAUAUCAACAUCGAGUAUUUACUACUUCAUGUUAUCAGAACCCACGCAGACCUAGUAAUCCGCAAAUUCAAGGAAAUUGUCACCGAUAUGCUUAACCGGGGUAAUUCGUUUCUGGAAGAAAGUGACAUCGAAAUCACCCAUGGUCGUGAUGGUUGUGUAUCCUAUAAUUACUCUGCAUUUCGGUUCCCUGACUAUAAUCAAGAUAUCGACUACAAUGCGAAAAAAUAUUGGAUGACGCCUGUUAUGCGUGUUCGUAUGACUAGUGAUAAAUGGAUCGAUGUAAGUGUGGAUCUUCGUCACGGCAAAAUCGUGUUUGAGCGAAAUCAUAAAGGAUUUCAUAAUGUCAUAUUGAAGUCCUGUAAUACAGAUAUCACCGAUACGCCUGAUACCAUUGUUGCUAUGUUGUGUCAGCUAAAAAAUGAGACCUUGAUGGAAGAAGUCAUUGCAUGGGCUAAACAGUUGGGAUUGCCUAUCGAUGAAGAGUUGCAUCUACGUAGAGGAGACAUGCAACGUUUCUCGAGUGAUACGAGAUUCUUCAAGUUCUUUAGAUUUAUCCCGUAUCCCGACUACUACCUUGUGGCUGGAACAAUUAAUUGUAAAUUGCAUUAUUGGCUGAUUUCUAUAAAGGAAUUUGAGCGAGAACCUUUGACCUACAUAAUGGAUUACCUAGCGAUUAGGCCAAAGCGUACAAUCGCAGACAUAACUCCAUUAAAUUUGGAUAAUUGGAGAUCAACGUUCAAUUAUUCAGAAGAAGAUGAGGAAACCCAUGAGAAUCUUGAAAUGAGGCCACGGAAAAAAAGGAGGUUAGAUAAAUUACAAGAGUUAAAAAAUGCUUCGGAGGAUAGAUGUGAAGAAAAUCUUAAUGCUUUGGCCAAAGCAGUUGCUCUUUGUCGUGCGCACAUAGCACACCUAAAAUUAGUGCCUCAACUAGCUUCGCAUAAACUAUCGUACAGCAUACCCACUGAUGACGAUAUGUCCACUGUCAACGAUCACCGGCACACCACUUUCUACCUCACAAAUUCCGUCCCAGUGUUGAAACUUAACAAAAAAGAGCUGUUGGCUCGCGUCCCGAAUGCCAAUGACAACUCGUUAAUAAUUUUCGAUGAUAUUUGUAUGCGAACGGUCGGGUGGUUGCUGCAUAACUCUUUGGCUUGUUCACUUGUUGUGAAAAUACGUAUAAAACUUGAUAUAUUGCCGAGUAUUAACAGACAUCUGUUUUCUGAUCACGCUAAUUUCGAUCCAGUCACUUCAGUCUUAUCUCUACGAUACGAAAAUUUAGGAACAUGCAUCAAAGAUUUCCUCAAAGACUGGCAUGACAUUGUCAUGAUAUCAAUAUUGGCUCUUCAAGUACAUUCAAAUACUCUUCGCGGGAACGAAGAGAUUCUGUUAAAAUCAUUUAACUUCAAGUCACUUGUAUUCGUGUAUGCAAAGGUGAGUUUGGAGUUUUUGAAUAAUCAUAAUAGUCAAGGAGGCAAGAACCCUCAUCAACGUAUAAAAGACCAUUUACAAAAGACGUUCAAUUUCCAAUGUGAUAUAAAUACUCUUUUAACGACAUUGAAUCGCACGAUAAAUACUCUGUGCGUGUUAGAAGAACUUGAAAAUAAACAAGGAUUAGUGGGAGCUCCGCAUAUCCGCAUUAUUCCCAAAUCAGAAACUUUAAUCAGGGUGAUUUGGGUUGCUGGUUUACGAUCACGACCAAAUCGUAGAAGAGUUGCAACAAGCAACAGGCCUGCAUCAACCAAUAAUAUGGGAAUCAACCUCGAGAUUCUCGAUGAUGGUCGAAUAUAUGUGUCAGACGCCACAGUCACACUAACAAAAUGGGAAAAAAAUCGUCUGCAUAAACAUGGAAAUUUGGUUCCUAUUCCUGUAAUUAUACCUCAAGAGUUGUCACAAUUGAUCAGUAACAGUGAAGAAUCUGUGAAAAGAACUGUUAUUGAGUUCGAAAAUGGAUUUAUUGCGGAUCAUCAUUUGGUUGCAAAGUUUUUGCCAGUGUUAAAUAGUAGGAUUCAGCAACAGCAACAAUAA